ACAUGGCGGCGCUCAGCGGCCCGCGCAGCCCGGCCCGCACCGCGCCUGGCCGCCGCCUGCGGGGCGGGACCUGGCCCUCCGCGUGCCUGCGGCUGGCCCUGUGCAGUCAUGAGGGGCUUAUGGCGUGUCCCUGCAUAGAUACACGUGUGCGUGCGUCCGUGCGUAUGUAUAUGUGUCUGUGAGCCUGUAUACACGCACGCAGGUGUGCGCGCAGGGCUCGGUGUGUGAACGCCAUCAGACAGGGAAAUCGGGAUGUGCCGGCAAAACGUCCGCUGGUUUUCUGGUGUCCUGUGUGUUUCUUGUCUCUCCUGUCACUGCAGAAAGCAAAGGGGUUGCUGUUUCGUGCCUGUUGUAGAUGCAGUGUUCUCCGGUGAAGUUGUCUUUGGGGAAUUGUGUGGGUGUCGAGCACAGAGGAGCUGCUAGUGUGGAAAAAUUGCGCUUGCCAUUAGAAAGAAGAGGUUAUAAUUGUAAUUGAUUUGAAUUGAGAGUGUUUUGCUGAGUAACAGUUUAAUGUGUUCAUUCUUUUACUUGCCCUGUUUGUCCACUGACAAUGGCCGCUGUCACUGCCCAGUGUCUUCUGUUUUCAGAAGAAAUAAAAACUAAUUUUGAAGGAGUACAGCUCGUUCACACUUCUUUUAUUUUUUCCCCAAAUGGCUUUACUGACUUUAAAAUUACAUUUCUCUAACAGGCUGCCAUAGUUAUAUCACAGGAUAUCUCUUUGAUUUUUUAUGUUUGUGUACAUACACUGCUAAUGCUUUUUUUUUCCCUGUUACAUUUGAUUCAGUGUGAUUCCCUACUUUUAUGCUGCUGUUCUUUCAUGAAGUUUUUAAUUAGAAACUAUUCAAUAUCUGCAGAUCUAGCAGGCAGGGUUUUAGACUAUCAGAAUAUAGGUUAUACUUUCUCUACUAUUUUCUUUUUUACUGUUUGCAGAGGCUUUAAACAAAAAAGGCCUCUUAUUUUUAUUCUUUAUUCAGGCUUAUAGUAGGCGUUGAGUGUUGUUUUAGUUGAGUUUCUUCUUAAUGACACUCAUAUCACUUUGUUUCCUAGAGAAUUGGUGAGCAGAAAACUUGUUUUUAAGGAAAUAUCUGGCAUGUGCUGAGAAACAAGUCAGAAAACCUGGCCAAAAGCUAAUGUCGUCCGAAACGCCCACAGACAGGCCAGAGGUGCCAGUGGAAAGUACCCUGCUCCCUGAAGUUCCUGAUGUGGAAGGAAAGGCGAAGGCAAGUGACAAUCCAGUAGACAGACUGGAGGCAGGCUCGGGCAAGGAAGAAUGCCUUGAGUCCUUGUCCAAGAGGCAAAAGAAGAAGCUGCUGAAGCAGAAGCAGUGGGAAGAACAGAAAGAUCUACGGAGGCAGAAACGAAAAGAAAAACGCCAGAAGAGAAAACUAGAACGUCAGUCAAAAUUGGAUUCCAGUAGUGAGGGGAAUGACAGAAAGUGCAUGCGCAGGGAAGCUGUUCCCAGUACGCUUCGCCUCAUUGUGGACUGCAGCUUUGAUGACCUGAUGGUGUUAAAGGAUGUUAAGAAGCUCCACAAGCAGAUUCAGAGAUGUUAUGCAGAAAACCGCAAGGCAUUUCAUCCUGUGCAGUUUUACUUGACUAGCCAUGGGGGACAGUUGAAGACCAACAUGAACGAAAAUGACAAAGGAUGGGUGAAUUGGAAGGAUAUCCAAAUUAGAACAGAGCACUAUAGUGAGCUAAUAAAGAAAGAAGACCUAGUAUAUCUUACCUCAGAUUCCCCAGAUGUUCUCAGAGAGCUUGAUGAGAAGAAAGCCUAUGUGAUUGGAGGACUGGUGGAUCACAAUCACCACAAGGGAAUUACUUACAAAAAAGCUGUAGAGCAGGGAAUUGGUCAUGCACAGCUCCCACUUGGAAACUUUGUCAAAAUGAACAGUCGGAAAGUGUUAGCUGUCAAUCAUGUGUUUGAGAUCAUCCUUGCAUAUCUGGAGAAGAGAGACUGGAAGGAGGCCUUUUUCAGUGUCCUGCCACAGAGGAAAGGGGCUGUUCCUUUGGGAGUAGCCAGUGAUUCGUCCAAACAUGCACAGUCUGGAAAAGAAGAUGAAGACAAUGACUCGGACAGCAACUAGGCUUCAGAAUCAGAUGAUGGGAAAGAUGAGACUUGCAGUUCAUGGGAUAAAACUGGGACAUGAAGUAGUUACACUUCAAAGACCAUCUACUGCCCAUAUAAUUCUGAACUGUCUCAGUGCUCAGUAGUCCCAGAGCUGUUUCUGUGCAUGAAGGGUAAACUUAAAUACAGCUUUUUACCUUGAAACUUCAAUAUAAUAGCUUUAAAAAAAAAAAAAAAAGAAAUUAAUGGCAAAUGCAGCAUUUAUUUUUUUUCCCAGGGAAGCUGUUUAAUUUAAUUUUUUAGUAUUAUUUUUUUAUACAUACCAAGUUGGGUGUGAAUGCCAAGAGCAUCAGUAGUUACUAUUUUAAUGUAUACAUUGUCUCAAUUUCUGCUCAAAGUUCUCUUAAAAGCAAUGAAUGACAAGUGUUCCUUUGACUCCAAAACCUGUACCACUAGCGCCUGCUGCAAAGUGUGCAUGAACACUCUAAAGAAAAAUUCUGAUUUUCCUGAGCAUCUCAACAGACAAUCACAAGCAACUGAACUGCCUGAUUUUAUAUGUCAUGUUUAGUUAGCUGAGAUCAGUAGGUGAAGUGUGAAUGUGAGGUUAAGCCAGUUCUUUAUACUUGAGCUUGAGUGGGAUGGGUGUCAGCACAGGAUCAAAUCACGUGCCUUGGCUGGCAUGUGGUGCAUUAUCGCUGUCUCUGGCUCUGUCGUUUCUGUGCCGGAGCACGAGGUGUAGCAAUCUCUGAAAGGCGUCUCUAAAGCAAAGCCGCUCGGCAGGAUCAGCCACACACACUCACACACGUGUGCACACACAAACGCACGGGUAGCUUCAGUAAUAUGGCUCAGCGGCAAAGAGGCAGGAAGGACCUUGCAUAGAUUUCCACAGGAGCAGUUUAUUGCUUCUACACUGCGAAGGGUUCUAGAGGCAAAGACCCAGAACAACAGAGAACUCAGGCUUAAGUACAGGAGUGGGGCUAGCACCAGGAACCAAUGGUGUAAGGGCACAGGAGCAGUACAAAGGUGGGGAAUGGGGACCAGUGGGGGAGCUCUGGGGGAGUGGCGAGGGGCAGAGGCCAAUGGGGGGAACCUGGAGUGGAGAACUUUCUAUGGCAUGGAACAUAUAAGGUAGCAAGGGGGCGGAGCGGCCAACAGCCAGCCAGGAAUGCAGAACUGGGGUAGAUUGCCGUAGCAGAACAAAGCAUUCUGGGAGAGGCUUCUUUUCUCACCGUGACCUUGACAGAACCCUCUGGACUAGGGACUAGGGACUGUCUUGCCCAGAACUCUCUCUGUCCCUUGUACCAGAGGCUAACCAGCCACCACAGUGCAUCCUGAGAUGACACAAUCACUUUAGAUUACUUCUUAAUUUUCUUAGCAAAAUUUCUCACACAGCCUCAGAACAACACCAGGAGACAGGAACUCUUCCUUAAAGGUCACUCACAUUCAGUACUCCUGUGUAAUCACAUGAUCCUAUAUGUGUUGUAUUGUCUGUCAAAUAUUUUUCCUUUAAGAAAACAAGUCAUAGUCUU
Molecule: messenger RNA, 3594 nt
Organism: Corvus hawaiiensis (hawaiian crow)
Lineage: Eukaryota; Metazoa; Chordata; Aves; Passeriformes; Corvidae
Gene: TRMT10A
Product: tRNA methyltransferase 10A
Exons: 7
Coding region: 1131-2084 (317 amino acids)
Biological process (GO): tRNA N1-guanine methylation
Cellular component (GO): cytosol; nucleoplasm; nucleus
Molecular function (GO): tRNA binding
Source: RefSeq, a predicted model, not a curated record